Jaculus jaculus (lesser Egyptian jerboa) is the source of this 692-nucleotide messenger RNA. It is a transcript of the gene Rpl13a, whose product is annotated as ribosomal protein L13a. Bases 55 to 666 code for a protein of 203 amino acids. The transcript is spliced from 8 exons. Gene Ontology annotation, biological process: negative regulation of translation; translation. Gene Ontology annotation, cellular component: cytosolic large ribosomal subunit; ribosome. Lineage: Eukaryota; Metazoa; Chordata; Mammalia; Rodentia; Dipodidae. The record is from RefSeq and is a predicted model, not a curated record. Gene Ontology annotation, molecular function: mRNA binding; structural constituent of ribosome.
AGGGAUAAGAAACCCUGCGCCAAGAUUUCCUUCUUUCCCAGGCGGCUGCCGAAGAUGGCGGAGGGGCAGGUCCUGGUGCUGGAUGGCCGAGGCCACCUCCUUGGCCGCUUGGCAGCCAUUGUGGCCAAGCAGGUACUGCUGGGCCGGAAGGUGGUGGUGGUGCGCUGCGAGGGCAUUAACAUUUCUGGCAAUUUCUACAGAAACAAGUUAAAGUACCUGGCCUUUCUUCGAAAACGUAUGAACACCAAUCCUUCCCGUGGCCCCUACCAUUUCCGGGCCCCUAGCCGCAUCUUCUGGCGAACCGUGCGAGGCAUGCUGCCCCACAAGACCAAGCGAGGGCAGGCUGCCCUGGAACGCCUCAAGGUGUUUGAUGGGAUCCCCCCACCCUAUGACAAGAAAAAGCGGAUGGUGGUCCCUGCCGCCCUCAAGGUUGUGAGGCUGAAGCCUACCAGAAAGUUUGCUUACCUUGGGCGCCUGGCUCAUGAGGUUGGCUGGAAGUACCAGGCAGUGACAGCCACCCUGGAGGAGAAGCGGAAGGAGAAAGCCAAGAUCCAUUACCGGAAGAAGAAGCAGCUCAUGAGGCUAAGGAAACAGGCAGAAAAGAAUGUGGAGAAGAAAAUUAACAAGUUCACAGAGGUUCUGAAAACCCAUGGACUCCUGGUGUGAGCCCAAUAAAGACUGUUUAUGCCUCA